Pelobates cultripes (western spadefoot toad) is the source of this 23970-nucleotide messenger RNA. The record is from the annotation of a GenBank genome assembly. NCBI's taxonomy places the organism in Eukaryota, Metazoa, Chordata, Amphibia, Anura, Pelobatidae.
CGGCGCUAGGACACGGCUUGCCGCCAUGACGUCACUAGCUCCGCCCCUCAGUCCUGUGCGGCGCUUGGAGGGAGGCGGCUCUGCCUCUUCCGUGUCGUCAGCCAUAGGCCCCGCCCUCCUGUGCGGUACUGAUCGGCGGCUAACCCGGGCCCUGAGUCUCCCCGCCGGCCGAGCCCCAGCCCCAGCUGUCGGGAGUUAAUUAGAACACCGGAAGGCGGAGGGCAUGCAGCGCACCAGGCGAAAUGAAGAAGAAGCGGAAAUUCCGGAUGGGUCCCAGGCGGGCCCAUCCGGGGAAUGCACGUCGAGGAGCGGUCAGACUGAGCAGGAAACUCCGGGGAUGAGGAUCAAGGACGAGGCCGCAGGGGGUGAGUGGCGGAGCCUGGUGGGCAACAGCGACACCCACUGGUGGGAAUGGGGUAGUGCAGCACAGCGUCUCCUGCUGUUACUGUGCGAUGUUACAGGCAGUGUGCGAGCUGUAUGGAGGCGCAAUGCAGGCUGGCUGCAUCCACUAUUACAGAGACACAGAGACAGACAGAGCCAGAGAGACACUGCAAGCAGCAAACAUGGCGCCUCACACUAUGACUAUCACAGCAUGGGCACUCACAGGAGGAGAGCACUUUAUAUUAUAAUACAAAUAUUAAUUAUAAAAACCAGUCACACCACCAAGGGACAUUGAACUGCAACUCCCAGAAUGCUGAUCCAGCCCUUAAAAAUAAAUAAAUCAUUUUGAUGGCACAGAUAAUAAUCAUCUCUGCCAUUUGGGAAUUUAGGUAUUUUAGGCAGAGUCACAUCUGCAUUUCUCUAGUGCAGAAAGCAGUUAGUGCCUUGAUGCUGCUAGAACAGAUUGCAAAAUCCUGAACACAGGAUAAAACAGUAUUGUAGAAAUGGGAGCUAAUAAAUUUAUCAGCGGGGACGAAUACUCUUCGGCACCCCAGAUGUUUUGGACUACACCUCCCAUGAUGCUUUGUCAGCAUUGUGGGUGUAAAAGGAUUGUGGGAGAUGUAGUCCACAACAUCUGUAGUGCCGAAAGUUGCCUACCCCUGCUCUACAAUUUGGAAUUGUGUUGGUGUGGUGACGUUGAGAGGGUAGGUAUGACAUCUGAAUUAGGAUGGCCAUCUAUGGUGGAGGGAUAGUAAUGUGAUACAGAUGUCAGUAGGCUCUCUUUUAAAGGCGAGUGUUAGUUGGCAGGACAGCAAUUAGUUGCAGGGGUAAAGUGAUAUUGGGGAAGCAAUCACUAACCGAGUUUUUAUAUAUUGUGUUUACUUAUCUCUUAUUUUCAACAAAUGUGUGUUUUGUGAGAUCUGUAAAAUUAAAUGUAGAAAUAUACAGUAUAGAUAGAACAGAAACGUUGUUUCCAAUUCUUCUAUUUUAAUGCAGUUUGUGCCCUGGCUGUGCCAGGACGGAACUUGAUUGUGAUGUGUUUUUAAUUUUUUGAUAUGCAUUAAAAGUGUCUCUGUCCCCCUCCAGGGUGUUUGCAUCAUUUGCAAAGAUAUGCAGUAGUGGCAUCAACACUGGGAGUCCAGUGGCCGUGGGGGAUAGGGAAAAGAGAGCUUUACUUACAUGAACCUUUCCCUCGCGGGGGCCAACGUCCUCACUAGAUGAUGUCAGCGCUGUACUCUUGUGCAUGAGUUAGAAUACAGCAUUGAGAUCGGUGGAGGAUCCUAUGAGAGCAUGUCCUCCAUAAAAAGUGCUUUUUUUCCCCCCUACAGCCAUCACUGAUGAUGGCUGGGAGAAAUGACAAGCUUGGCAGCGGUAGCUCUGCCUUUUUGUCAUUUGUAGAAAAAAUACUGAGACAAAUUAGUCCCUACCUUCUCAGUAUAUCUUUUGACUGAAUACGAAUUUCAGUGAAAUUUCAACACAAUCAAAUUUGAGUAUUUCAUAAAGAUUCAAUCUUUAUGAAAUACUCUUUUGAUAUGGGGUGACAGAGCCACUUUAAAAGUAAAUUGAUCAUCAAAUGAAAUAAGGUUAGCACAAGUUGUCAAUAAUUUUCAAUGGUGCGAUUUCCAUAGAAAUACCUGUUCAUCUGAAAAAUGGGGCUCCUACGUAAAAUAUAAGAGUACAAUCAUGCCAAGACCAGCAUAGUUAUAAUUAAAGGGAUUCUAUAGUGCCAGGAAAACAAAGCCGUUUUCCUGGAACUAUAGGUCCCUACAGUGCCCCCCUCCCGCGUUAAAACCCCUUCAGUCACUUUCCUGAAUCCGUGAUAUGUAUUGUAUUUCACCAUCAAUUGGUACAUAUAAAUAUGAAACAUUUGGGUAAAAAAAAAUAAUAUAUAAAUAAACUGACUUCCCUCUUAACAUUUCAUCGACUUUUGGUGGAAUAAAAUCUCCUAGAUCUGGAAUUUUGGUGUUGCAGCUAUUUUCAUUGUUUUUACUGUAAGAAGAUCGUAAAGGCACUUUAGGUUUAAGGGCUAUGCUGGACUUGUAUAAUACAUGUAAUAAAGGGCAAAAGGUGUUUCUACAAUCACCAAAUGCUGCGUCACUCCACACAACACAAACCACAAUGUAAACUUAAAUAGCCAAAUUGGAGGUGAGAGCACACCUUAAACAAGGUAGAUGUUACCAUUAAUACAAAUUCUGUUGUAAUAUGAAAUAAAAGUGCAAAUAAAUCAUAGGGUAGUAUAUCAUUAUAUAUUACAUAUUCUCAGUUUUCGAUGGUAUCAAACUCACGUGUUGCUGAGCCACAUGUAUAAGGCUCAGAUUUUAAAGGCUCCAGUCAGAUAGCUUUCUUGUAAUUCUCUGGAUUUGCUGGAUUCAGUAGAUUUUUUUCUUUUUUUCCAGGGCCUCCUUUGUGCUUUAUUUAAAUCAGUAAGCAUAAGGGAAACAAACAAAUAUUACUGGGAAUCAAAUAAAAUCCCAAAUGAACAUAAAAAAUCUGUAGCAUAUAGCACAACGCGUUUCGACUGUGAUGGUCUUCAAGAUGAUUAAUUUACAGUUCUGCAAGUUUUCCAUAUUUAUAGCGUGGUUGGCAUGCUUUUUGCCUUCUUUUGUGUUUUUUUUGGCGGAUCGCUAUUUGUCACUUCCACUUACCUCAUUCAGCAUAUGUUUGUGACGUCAUUAUUACACUUGGUCCAGGUGCCAUCUUUCCUUCGGUAAUAGUCAUGAUGUCCAUUAUAUUUAUGGGAAAACUGCCUCUUCCGCUUUAUACUGUAGCAAUCCAGUCCAUGUAAUGUCCAAUAAGCUUUCUAAAAAAAUUUAAAGAAGCAGGGAAAUGAUCACUUUAUAAUUAAAAAAAAAAAAAAAAAACCCAACCACAACACAUGUUAAAAAUAAUGUAAAAUAAGGUAAGAACUAUUUGAUAUAGAUUCCUACAAUAAAGAAAAAUGAUCAAAUACAUAAAACGAACACUUAAAAAAAGUGUAGAUAAAUUGGAAGAAAAAUUUGAGGUUAUGUUUAUAAAUUCACAUAAGAUGAUGAAGUCACAUUAAUAAAAACAUGUUUCAUCAUUGUAGGAAUAUACAUUAAAUAUUUCUUACCCUAUAUCAGAUUAAUUUUAGCAAGUUAGUGGUGCUUUUUAAAAAAAAAUUUUUUGAGAAUGUUGGACCUGAUAUGAGCUAGAUAGAUAUGAGCUAGAUAGGUAAAGUAUAUGGCGAAAGAGGCAGUUUGCCCAUAAAUAUAAUGGACAUUAUGACAAUUAGCGAAGAAAGAUGGUGCUCUGACUAGAGUGUAAUAACAAUGUUGCGCAUAUGCGGAGUGACAGGCGAAAGUGACAUAUCAGGAAAUAAAGAUCCGUCAAAAAGCGCGCCAACCACCCUAUACGUAUGAAGGACUUGUGGUAAUAUAAAUGAUGUACCUUUGAAGAACACCAUGGUCGAAACAUGUUGUGCUAUAUCUUUUUUUAGGUUCAGUUUGCAUUUUUUAUUCAAUAGAUGCAGUAAUAUUUGUAAGUUUCCCUUAUGUUGAUCGAUUUAAGUAAAGCACAAAGGAGGUCUUGGAAAUAAAUCUGCUGGGUUAAAAUCCAGAGAACUACAAAAAGAUAUCUGACUGGAGCUUUUAAAGUCUGAGCCUACUAUAUGUGGCUCAUCAACAUGUGAGUUGGAUAACCAUGUGCUUGCUAUGUUACUAUGUAAUAUACUACACUGUGAAUUAUUUUAAAUUUUAUUUCAAGUUACAAUGUGUAUUAGUGGUAAUAUCUAAAUUGCGCUCUAACCUGCAAUUUGGUGAAGUUGUGGACAGGCCUUAUUGUUUUUUAAAGGAUCACUAUAGUGUCAGGAAAGCAAACUCGUUUUCCUGGCACUAUAGUGCCCUAAGAGUGCCCCCACCCUCAGGGUCCCCCUCCCUUGGCGCUGAAGGGGUUAAAACCCCUUCAGCUACUUACCUUAAUCCAGCGCCGGGCUCCCUCAACGCUGGUGACCUCUACUCCCCCACCGACGUCAGCUCCCGAGUGGAGUGGAAUGCGCAUGCGCGGCAAGUGCCGCGCACGCAUUCAAACAGUGCAUAGGAAAGCAUUUCUCAAUGCUUUCCUAUGGACGUUCUGCACCAGCGCCUCUAGCAGCUCUCAGGAAGACCACCAGUUUCUCUGAAACUGCAAUGUUUACAUCUGAAGGGUUAAAACUUCAGAUGUAAACAUUGCAUCCAGCGUCGCAGUUGCGCCUCUAGCAGCUCUCAGGAAGACCACCAGUUUCUCUGAAACUGCAAUGUUUACAUCUGAAGGGUUAAAACCUGCGGGACCUGGCACCCAGACCACUUCAUUGAGCUAAUGUGGUCUGGGUGACCAUAGUGUCCCUUUAAUGAAGUUUAUCCUUCAAGGGCACGCUAUUGAAUAAAUAUAGGGAAGUCAUGAUUGAAAAAAACAUUUUUAGCCACUUCUGUUAAAGCCAAUCUACACACAGUAACCACUACAGCUCGAUCAUCACCAUAAUCACUCUGUAGGGAUAGCCUAUCACUGCUGACCAUGCUGGACUGAAAUGAUUAUGUGGAAGAAUUCCUUGAAUGAAACAAGAUAUAGCAGAAGUAUAAAUUCUGGAUGCUUAUAAUAUAUGAUAAUGCAAAACUGUAAAUUCUGCCUUCUUCUUGUAAUGCACAAUUGUAUUCUACAACCCCUGAAGAGGGUGUGCAGUAUGGGUGAUGAUAUUAAUCUACCCAACAUUUUCCUUAUGUUUUCUUAUCCCUGCAUCUGAAACUUUCUUACUCAAUCCCCUGCCUCCAUCCUUUUUACAUUUCACCCCUUCGGUGGUGAUGGAUCACUCGUAACCAGCUGUGCUAGAACACUGAAGUGACAGAGAGUUGUGUUUUGAGUCAGUUUUUUAAAUUUAUUUAUUUAGCUUGUGGACUCCAUCUUGUCUUUAUAGUUGUUGUUUCUGUCCUCUGUUAGACAUUAAAGGAACACUAUAUAUCGUUGAGAAUACAAACCUGUGUUCGAAACACUAUAAUAUGUCCUGUCUGUAACUUAUUAGGUCCCUCCACCUGCAGUCAUGAAACGUUUAACCCCCCCUCUUCCAGCACCAUUUCACCAUUUGGAGCUGGCUCGGUCUCCUCCUCCCGCAACAUCAUGCUUAUGUGGGAACCUAAAGCACAUGUUCAGCGAGCACCACGAAAUUUGAGUUUUUUCAUAGUAAAGUAUGAAUCAAUGAUUUCCUAUAGGGAAUUUUUAAGUUGUUGUAUGUCCUCAUGAAUACACCACUACAGGUUAUCUUAUCCCUGCAAUGUAAAAAUUGCAUGUUAAGGGGCCAGAAGCACUGCAUCCAGAUUACUUCAAUGAGAUGAAGUGGUCAUGGUGCCUAUAGUAUCCCUUCAAGAUGCUAUAGACACCAAGACCACUUUCUUUUCACUGAAGUGGUCUGGGUGCAGUACCUCUGUCAUUUUAGCCUUGCAUGCUUCCACUGCAGUCUAUUGGAAUAUUUUCAUUGCAGUGCUGAGCACACCUCUAAUGGAUGGCUUCCUGAACUGAGUCAGACUCUGUUCUCACACAACACCUCGUCUGAAUGCUUCUCCUCCCAAAUGCUUUUCUAUGAGAAGCAUUGGAUUGGACGACAAGACGUAGAAGAGACUGCCUGCCAGAUGACAUUACUGGAGAAGGAGCAGGUGGCUGCAACCACUUAGUCAUGGCGCUGGAAAACGGGUAAGUUUUUUAAUUUAUCUUCAUAACCUUUAUCUAAAUGAAGACUUGAUUCCUAGUAAUGUUCUGCUUUGAUGCGUACCCUCGACCGAGGCAUUGCUGCAGAUAUGAUUGGGAGAUGGCUAUGACAGGGAAUCAUUGACCAAUGCUUCACUUUGAGAAAACUCAUUACGAGAGAAGUUUAGUUCUUUUGUACAGAGAGAGGAUGUGGAUGUUAGUUUGACAGCCAGGGGCUUGUUUCCAUCCCGUUUCAUGAAUAGGCGCUUUAAUAAAACAGGACUAAGGGGCACCUCCUAAACACUCCUGCUAGGCUUAAGUUCUUUAGGUGUCUGGCGUCUCUCUUUAAUGGACAUUAGUGUUUUUUUUGUCUCCUCUUAUCCUCCCACCAAAUCAUAGUAGUAAACAAAAAUAAUGUUUUUAUGUUUGUUUUUCAUUGUUUGGGGGGUUGAAUGUGCUUAUGUACUGGCAGAAGAGGUUCCUUAUAGUUGAUUUGUUAUCACACCUGGAACCAAAAAAACAUGUUCCGCAGUGCGGUACAAUAUGUAAAACAAGACAAAUAAUUCCAACUCAAACCUGUAUUCCUAAUGCCAUAGUGUUCUUCUCCCUUCCUGUAUUAAGGUCCCUUCCCAGCUAUGUGCUAUUAAAAAAAACAAAAAAAAAACACGCCUUCACUUAUUUUUCAGCUGACCUCUGUGCCUCCCGCCACGUGAUGGAGGAGGCUUGGCUUACUCUGCGAUGAUCCAGUACAUUGCUGCUCAUAGCAAAUUAUUGACCGUUAGUUAUUUGCAGACUUAGAAUUAUGUUUCAGAAUUAGACAAUUUAUUAGCUUUACCCCCAAAAAAGACGCAUGUAUUUAUUUUUUCUACAUUUAUCUUUGUGGUAUAUGGAAAAAUAUAGAAUGAGAAUUCUGAGAACAGACAAAACUUAGAGAAACUCCGUAGCUUGCCCUUAGGUUAAUACCUGAUCAGGUCUCAAAAAUGUUUUUACUUGCUUGUGCCAUUACAAGCAGAAUCUAUACCAUCUGCAUAUCAGACUGAUCCCAGGCUGUCGGCAGCAUUUGCAAGCUCCCAACAUUCUUUCCAUAGAUUUGACUUCGUAUAUGCCAGGGAAUAGUCCAAUCAGAGGCUUCUCGUUGAGGUAGCACACAUGCUCAUCAUCACUGCUUUACAAUGCAUCUCCAUAAGCUGUACUACAGCUCAUUGUGAAAAGAGGAAUGCAAGCGCUCUGUAGCUUAGCACGCCUGCUGCUUUCCUAAGCUAUGUGGAGCUAACAGAACUUGAAGAAAACCUCAUUGGCUGCCUAAUUGACAGACAGGAAGGUGCUUCUGCCACAAUUAUAAAAGGGCUAAUUUCUUUUGAAACUGGCACUUUUGUUAACUGUCACAUUUUAAGACUUUAACCCCUUAGUGACCAGACAGUUUUUCAAUUUUCUUACUGUUAAGGACCAGGGCUGUUUUUACAUUUCUGUGGGGUUUGUGUUUAGCUGUAAUUUUCCUCUUACUCAUUUACUGUACCCACACAUAUUCUAUACCGUUUUUCUCGCCAUUAAAUUAUAUUUAUUUACAGUGUGUGUAUAUAAUGAGUGCAGUGUGUGUGUGUGUGUGAGAGUGCAGUGUAUGUGAUGCAGAGCCUUGGUGGGGGGUGGGCAUUUUUAUUUUUUGUAAAAUUUUUUUUUAAAUAUUAAUAUUUUUGUUAUUUUGUAUUUAAAUUUUUAUGUUUUUUUUUUUGUCCCCCCUCCCUGCUUAAUACCUGGACAGGGAGCGGGGCUCUCAUUCCCUGGUGGUCCAGUGGUGUGCACUGUGUAGGAGGGGGCUGGCAGGAAGCGUUUACUUACCUUUCCUGUAGCUCCUGUCAGCUCCCUUCUCUCUCCUCUGGUCCAGUCAGCUCCACUGUCGCUUGGAGCGUUGCCACAGUAAUCCGUGGCAAUGCUCUGACCCCGCGGUUCUCGCGAGAUUACCGUGGCAACGCUCCGCGCGGCAGGUGAGCUAACCAGACGAAGAGAAGGGAGCUGACAGGAGCUGCAAUGAGCCCGACGGUCCUUGUCUGUAUUAUGGCAAUGUAAGUUACUCGAGUAUAAGACGAGUGGGGGAUUUUCAGCACAAAAAAUGUGCCGAAAAACUCGUCUUAUACUAGAGUAUAUACGGUAUAUGAAAUUUUAUUCUAACUAUUUUGAGAGAAUAUAUAUAUUAUAUUCAAAAUACACUUAGAAUGAAAUUUUAUAUAUAUCUAUGUAUAAAUAAAUAAUAAUAUGAAAUAUACAUAUGUCCAUAUACAAAAUUACAUAAAUAAUUAUAUAAAUAUACACGUACACUUCAAAUAUAUAUUUAAAUUCUACGGGCGUAUUUAUGUAAUAUUUUUACAUAAUUAAGUAAUUUUAUUGAUUGCAAUUUGAGGGACCUGCCUGCCAACCCAGGCCGGAAGUCCGGAGAAUUUAAUUUGCAAGCACUGUAUUUUACCCUGUAACGUUCUAUGACACCCUAAAACCUGUACAUGGAGGGUACUGUUUUAUUCGGGAGACUUUGCUGAACACAUAUUAGUGGUUCAAAACAGUAAAACAUAUCACAGCAAUCAUAGUCAGUGAAAGUGACUUAGUUUGCAUUUUUCACACACAUACAGCACUUUUACUGAUGAUAUAAUUGUUGUGAUAAGUUUUCCUGUUUUAAAACACUAAUAUUUGUGUUCAGCAAAGUUUCCCGAGUAUAACAGUACCCUCACAUGUACAGGUUUUCUAGCGUUUUUGAAAGUUACAGGGUCAAAUAUUUUUACAUUGAAAAUGGCCAGGUUGGUUACUAUGCCUUUGAGAGCAUUUGGUAGCCCAGGAAUGAGAAUUACCUCCAUGAUGGCAUACCAUUUGCAAAAGAAGACAACCCAAGGUAUUGCAAAUGGGGUAUGUCCAGUCCUUUUUAGUUGCCACUUAGUCACAAAACUGGCCAAAAUUAGCAUUCAAUUUAGUUUUUUACUUUUUUCACACACAAACAAAUAUGAACGCUAACUUUGGCCAGUGUUUGUGACUAAGUGGCUACUAAAAAAGACUAGACAUACCCCAUGUUGAAUACCCUGGGUUGUCUACUGUAGGUAUUUUUAAACUACAGGACAAACUUUUGAAUCUAUUUAGCAGUUUUUUUUCCCCAUUCGCUUUUGUAGAUGAGUAAAAGAUUUUUCAAGUAAAAGUGUGUAAAAAAAUAAAAAUAAAUUUUUUUUCAAUUUAUCAUCAUUUAAAAAAAAUUAAAUUACAUGAGAUUAUAUAAAAUAAUGGUAUGUAAAGAGAGCCCUUUUUGUCCUUGAGAAAAAAAAACAAUAAAUAAUUUGUAUGGGAACAGAAAAUGAGAGAGCGGAAAAUUACAGCUAAACACAAACACCACAAAAGUGUAAAAAGAGGCCUGGUCGUUAACAUCGCCAAAACAGUCCGGUCCUUAAGGGGUUAAUACACCCUCUAUUGCAGCAAUAACACUUUCACGCUACAUGGCUUUAUAUUUCCUCAGGGUCUGUACUGGUAAGGUUUUCAGUACACAAAACAUCCCACUUCCGACACCACUUGUAGCAGGCUGACCGAGUCUUGGGUCAUAAACAACAGAAACAGUUCUUUCUUCCAAUAUAUGGAAAGCUUUAUUUAGCAAGCCGGCCCCAAAUUUAGCCACAGCAAAGCAUUAAACCAAACAAACUCCUACUCCCCACGUUGAGACUAACAUAGAGUACCCUUUCUAUGCUACUGGGCAGCUAAGCUGACCCCAGUAGUUUAACAAAUACAAAUAAAGGCUUGCAAAAUACCUUUACUUUCCACACAAUUUCGGCAGUCUCUUUGACUCAGUCUGUCUCCGCCCCAACUCUUCACAGGAGAGACUGAUUUCCCUCUGCAUAGGGUUUCUGUAGCUCCCUAAUUAAUCUACUAGAGACACCUGAAUUUUAACCCCCUCUAGUCGGGGAACACUGAAAGUGCCAUUCUGGGGCUAAUAUAGCAGUGUUCCAUAACACUGCCACAAUACACACACUACACAAACACCCUGCAUUCAUUAUAUACACACACACACACACUACACAAACACACUGCAUUCAUUAUAUACACACACACACACACUACACAAACACCCUGCAUUCACUAUACACACACACACACACACACUACACAAACACACACACUCUGCAAUCAUUAUAAACACACUACACAAACUACACAAAAACACACAGCUCCCCUGUCUAAACAUACUGCAUCCACUACAUGUGUCAUGUAUAUUUUGUGCAUUUACCUUUAGAAAUAGUUUAUUUUUUCAAAAUGGCAAAUGUACAGAAUAUCGGUAAGCUAUCAGCCUAAAAGUUCACAGAUUAUAAGUAUCGGCAUUGGCUCUAAAAAAAAUCAAUAUCGGUCGAUCCCUAAUGUACAGUCAUUUGUAGUAGCCACAAGCGCUUGCCAAAGUUAGCGUUCAUAUUUGUGUUUUGCAUUUUUUUUUUAACACAAGAACUGCACUGUUACUGGUGAUUUCAUCGUUCUGAUAAGUUUUACUGUUUUAAACACUCAUAUUUGUGUUUAGCAAAGUCUCCUGAGUAUAACAAUACACCCCAUGUACAGGUUUUAUGGUGUUUUGGAAAGUUACAUGGUCAAUAUAGGGCUUGCCCGAUUCAGUUUGCCAGAUUGGUUUGCUGGGUCUGUGUUGCAUUUUGAGACUAUAUGGUAACCCAGGAAUGUGAAAAAACCCCAUCAUGGCAUACAAUUUUCAAAUGUAGAUAAACCAGGGUAUUCCAAAUGGGGUAUUUCCAGUCUUUUGUUGUCACAAAUGCUGGCUAAAGUUAGCUGUUAUAUUUGUUUUAUAUAAGUGUGUGUGUGUGUGUGUGUGUGUAUAUGUAUGUAUGUAUGUAUAUAUAUGUGUGUAUAUGUCCCGCACUCACUGCUCCCGGUCUUGUCUGGUGCCCUGGAGGACUGAAACGUUGACACCAUUUACUGGAAAUUUGAUGCUUUGAAUAAACAGCACGAUUUUGAAAUAAUUCCUGUGAGUGCACUUCAAACAAGGAGAUAACGAUAGAUAGAUAGAAAUAAAACUGUGUGUGUGUGUGUGUGUGUAUAUAUAUAUAUAUAUAUAUAUAUAUAUAUAUAUAUAUAUAUAUAUAUAUAUAUAUAUAUAUAUAUACACACACACACACACACACAGUUUUAUUUCCUAUAUAUGUAUAAUAUAAUGAAAGCAUUUUAUAAUAUUAUACAUAUAUAAUGCAUAUAUGAUUUCAUUAGAAGUGUAUUUUGAGAUAUAUGUAUAUCUCAAAGUACACUUAAAAUGAAAUUUUAUAUAUGUAUAAUAUAUUAUAAAAUGCUUUCAUUAUUUUAUAAAAUAUAUAUUUUUUUUAAAUUUUUUUUUGACUUUUUAGCAAACUGGGGGACUGUUUGACAGCUCAGACAGCUCCUAGACUGCUAUUGCGGCAAUGUGAUCAUGGUGAUCAUAUGGCCCUGGAGGGCCGGAGCUGCUGCAGGGGGACUGCUGGGCUCUCCGGCAGUCCAGUCCCAGACCAUGAUCGCCAGUCCAGGUAAGUCCAGGGCUCCUAUUUGCUGCAGGUACGUCCACGGUACUUAAUGACCGUUUUUUUUUUUUGUCGGACGUACGUAGUAUGUCCCCGGUUGUUAUGUGAUCCUUGUCUGCAGUUAGCAUGGUCCUUUUGGGAACAAACAUGCACAGUCUUUAAAAGUAACUUAAUUCCAAGCGCUUUAUUGUUGAGCUGCACCACAGAGACAGCAGCAAAUUAAAAAAACAAAAACCUAGCUCGUCUGAGCACUUACUAACUUCAGAUUCCCUAUCUCUCAGGGGUUAAACUAUAACAAAACAAUAUUGGUUUCACCAACCUAGUGUCUCUGUCAGCUCUCUGCACUCCAGUGGUUAGUCAGCCUGCUGCUCCCAGCCCUUCAAGAGAGAAACAAACAUUCUCCCCUACCUGCCUAGCAGGGAGGGGUUAAUUCCCACUGCUGCAGCUGAUUACCUGCAGCUGAGCAGUGGGUUGGAGACAGUCCAAACCCUGGCCUGGAUCCAUGUCUCCCAAGAAAAAACAAUAAACAGCGGAGUACUGGCCCACCCUUCUCUCCAAAUGCUCCACCCCAGGGGGCCCAUAACUAAAUAUGCAUUUACGUUAUAUACAUACACACUCCCCCUGGGAUUAAAGAUCAUAUGCCUCUCUGAACAAUGCAGAUGAAAUAUAAACUCCCUCACAGACCACCCCAUUCACCUUAUCAAUAUCUAUCUAUCUAUCUAUCUAUAUAGUAGUAGAGAUGACCAGCACUCACGGUUUUCCAGAAGUUUAAAAGUUGUAGGCUUUAAUGAAAAUACAUGUUAAAAAAGGAUCAACGUUUCAGUCCACGUCUGGGACUUCAUUUUGAGUGUAUUUUGAUAAUAUAUAUAAUAUACAUCUCAAAAUACAGUUAGAAUAAAAUUACUUUAUUUGUUAUUUUUAAUUUCUUUUUUUAAUAUAUAUAUAUAUAUAUAUAUAUAUAUAUAUAUAUAUAUAUAUAUAUAUAUAUAUAUAUAUAUAUAUAUACACAUACAUACACACACAAUAUAUAUAUUCCAUAUAUACGUGUGGAAUUUUACUCCAGUGUAUUUUUAUAUUAAAGGGACACUAUAGUCACCUGAACAACUUCAGCUUAAUGAGGUUGUUCAGGUGAGAAAAUACAGUGUUUACAUUAAAAACUAGGAACACCUCCAGCUGCAGUCACUUAGAGUGAACCAGAGGGACUUCGGAGUUGAUGGAGGCAUAAUAUGCCUCCAUCCACUCAGAUCUGCUGUGCACGAGCAUCCUGUGAUUCAGUAUCUCCUCCCACUGCAUGCAGACACUGAACUUUCCUCAUUCAUUGAUUCAAUUCAUCUCUAUGAGGAGAUGCUGAUUGGCCAGGGCUGUGUUUGAGUCAUGCUGGCUCUGCCCCUGAUUUGCCUCCUUGUCAGUCUCAGCCGAUCCUAUGGGGAAGCACUGUGAUUGGAUCAGGCUAUCACAUGUCAGCAGACUGCUUGUUUUUCCUGAGUCUAACAGCAUGCAGAUUUACAGCUUCUGGCUUGAAUACAAUAGGAUUUUUACUAUAUUUAUGGAGGUACGAGGGGCCCAGGGGGGCUAGAUGGUUCUGUUAACACUAUAGGGUCAUUUAAAAAAAAAAAAAAAAAUUAAAUGUAUUUCCUUUUAUUUAUUUAUUUAUUUAUUUAUUUUUCCUCAGCAGGGGGACUGCCUGUCAGUUCAGGCAGUCCCCCUGCUGGCAGCACUGUGGACUCCUAAUGCGGCCAUGUGACCGCUCUUUUAGAGCAGUCACAUAGACCCUUGGGGUCAUUAAUUGGAGAGGGGGGACUGUCUGGGCUGAGCCUAAGAAGAAGACCGAUUGCCCGCAGGGGAACGGCAGUGACAGGUAAGUACAUGAGGAGGGAGGUAAGGGUAAUUUAUUUUUUUUUUAAUUUUUUUUUUUAAACAUUUAAUUUUUUAUUUUUUUAUUUUUUUGUUAUAUUUACUGGGUGCCUCGACCCCCCUGUUCUCCGCCGGCCACCAUCAGUGAGGGGGGUAUUGCCGCGAUGCCUCAACAUCGAGGCAUCACUACAAUACUAUUAGAGCUGCUGGAAGCGAUCAUGAUCGCUUCCAGCACUCUAAUUCCCCGCGGACAUAUCAGGUGCAUCCGCGGUCCUUAAGGACAGUUUUCUGUCGGUCGUACCUGAUACGUCCAUGGUCACUAAGGUGUUAAAGGGACAUUAUAGUCACCAGAACAACUACAGCUUAUUGCAUUUGUUCUGGUGAGUAGAAUCAUUCCGUUCAGGCUUUUUGUUGUAAACACUGUUUUUUGAGAGAAAAUGCAGUGUUUACAAUAAAGCCUAGUGAUAACUCACUGGCCACCUCUCCGAUGGCUUUUAGAGGUGCUUCCUGGGGAAGUGCUGCCAUUCAGUGUCUCCACCCUCUGCAUACAGACACUGAACUUUCCUCAUAGAGAUGCAUUGGUUCGGUGCAUUUGUAUGAGGACAUGCUGAUUGGCCAGGACUGUGUUUGGCCCCUGAUCUUCCUCCUUGACAGUCUCAGCCAAUCCUAUGGGGAAGCAGUAUGAUUGGCUCAGAACACCACUUCUGAUGAUGUCAGCAGACAGUUUCACAGGCAAACAGGAGCAGAGGUAGCAGCUGCAGACUUGAAUACAAGUAAGAUUAUACUAUAUUUAGGGAGGCCGGGAGGGCUAGUUGGUGACUUUAACACUAUAGGGUCAGAAAUAUAUGUUUGUGUUCCUGACCUUAUAGUGCUCCUUUAAGACAGCUCCCAGACACACAAAGAGUGUUUCCUUAAGUGUUAGGUUAAGAAUCAUAUUUGGGGUUAAGCUGAAUGUAUUCCUAACCCUAAUUUCUCCACCAAGUGCAGCUUAGGUAUAGCGGAUCACUAGUGCAGCCCAUAUGUAUUCAAAGAACAGACGUUUCGUAGGCCCUGUCCCGAAACGUCUGAACUUUGAAUGCUCUUUGAAUAAAUUUGGGCUGCACUAGUGGGCACCUAUAACGAAGCUGCUCUUUGUGGAUGAAUACUUUUGCUAUAUAUUACUCGCUGUUGGGGCUACAGCAGCUAAUACACAAUAGCUGCACUAUGUUAAACUCUUUUGCCUUUUGAUAUUAUGCUAUACCACACUCCUAGAUCAUAUUUUUGCUUUAACUCUCAUUUCUCAUGGAGCCAUCAUCACUGGCUAAAGUAUGAGAGUAUAGCAAGGAGUCUACGGAGGCGACUGCGAGAUCCCCCCACAGACCAAAUCUGUCUUUUCGUCAACUUCUGGCUUGACCAUAAGUCAACAUAAGUUCCUAGUUUGCAUUUUAUGAUAUGUUUUCAUUGUGUUGGAACUUUACAGUCAAAUUACACACGGUCAAUAAAAGCAUUUCAUAACGAUUGGGUCUGUAUGAAAUACUCAGAAAUGAUAUUGUGGUGACAGGUGUGUAGGUUUUUGCUGUGUAGUUCUCUGUUGAUGUAGGAUUGAAAGUCAUCCUUUGUGGAUGUUCUUAUCUUUUCAUGUUGCAUAUUUACAUCCACUCCAGGUACUCUUAUUUAUCCUCCUCUGUUGUCUGUUGGAAUCUACACAAUACAACAUCAUUUUAAACCAUUGCUUGAAAUCAUUUUAAGUCUGACAUAAACAGACUGUGCUGUGUCCCACAGACUAUUUUCCCUAGAACCACUACAAUGAGCUGUAGUCCUUAUGGUGCUUAGAAUGCCCUUUAAAGCCAUAUUAUCUCUUUUUUUAUUAUUAUUAUUAUUAUUAUUAUUAUUAUUGUUUUUUGCAAUGCCGCUCACGCUUUAGACCUCCCCAAAAGAAAGCAUUGAGUCAAUGCUUUCCAAUGGGGAAAAAUCUGAUGCUGGAUGUCCUCAUGCAGAGCGCGAGGACGUCCAGCGUCAGAUACUGGACCAAAUGUCCGUUUAGAUGCAGGACGUGCCUCCAGUGGCUGUCUGGGAGACAGCCACUGGAGGCAGACUUAGUGCUUCAAUGUAAACAUUGCAGUUUCUCUGGAACGGUUUUACAUUGCAGCACUAAGUGCAAAAGGGACUGUGCACCCAGACCACUUCAAUACGCUGAAGUGGUCUGGGUGCCUCUAUUGUCCCUUUAAUUUCUUUCAAAAUUACUAUAUAAUUGCAAGAUUUUGAUAUAUUCCGAGCUGGGGCCCUGAUGAGAUGUAUUAGCUACUUCCUUCUAGUUAUUGCUAUGUUUAAUUUCAAUGGAAAUUAUUGUUUUCUAUUGUUGGGGUAUGGACAAGUAGCAGUUAUUUUGAUCGUGUAAGUUGCAGGAUAACUUCAUCAUAGCUCCAUGAACACCUUUUCAUUUAAAUGUUGCUCAUUUACCUGUACCACUGGAUGUGGUUCGUGAAAUAAACUUAAUUGCACAGUGCCGGAUAGUUUUGUGUUUAGGUAGAGAAAUAGUUGGAGCAGUAGCUGUAGAGCCUUAAGUUGCGAUCAGAAAGAUUCUGGUAGUUGCUGAAAUAACAUGCGCUCCUUACCAGAAUGCUCAGCCAGCUGUUUUGACUGGCUUAGCAUCACAAGUAAGACAACGUGCAGCCACUGGAGUGCCAAAAAGUCAUACCUGGGAGCUGUUUUUUAGUAUUGUCUGCUAUAAUGAUAGUGGCAGCUAGGUGUCUAAAUUUCUGCCCCCUGUUGAUAACAUGGAACAAAGUAAUUUAAUUAUUUUGGGCAUAUUUUUAAAUAUCCCCUAAUCCCUCUUUUUUUUCCCUUCACUCUUUCUAAAUACCAUGUUUAUAGAUGCAAUCUACUCAGAUCCCAUUGAUUCAGAACCUGGUGGGCUUUUCCCAGGAGCUCCCUUUAGCUGGAGUUCUCCAGACAGUAGUGAAGGCCUAAGCCACUCAGGAGGGGCACCAGAACCUGGCAUUUAUGAAGAGCGUGCAUCCCGGCCAGGGAACAGUCGCAUUCCUGGAAAAGAUCAUCGUCGCUAUUACCACAGCCACUGGAGGCUUGAGUACUUGAUGGACUUCAAUCCUCGCUGUCAUAGCAUGAUCUGCAUGGUAUGUGGCAGUUCUCUGGCUACUUUGAAACUCAGCACUAUUAAGCGUCACAUCCGUCAGAAGCAUCCCUACUCCCUUAACUGGACGCCAAGUGAGAAAGAGGUCAUUAUUGGCAGCUGGGAUGCUCACCUUUGUGUAGAUGCACAGACACUGACAGGGACUGCGGGCGAGGAGCCUGGGUCAGGUAGGAACGUUAUUCGUGUUUAUAUAUGAUUCAUAUGCAUAUAGAUCAAAUUCAAAGAAAACCAACUUAUGACAUAAAACACACCUGUCCUGGAGAAACAAUGCAAAGAGAGAUUCAUUCCAUCUGUACAUUGUGCUAGCCAAACGGCUAGCAAAUGCAUAGAUUAAAGGUUAUUCUACACACCUCUCUCCCAUCUCAGUGAUUUUAGCUCUGUGCCAUGGGCAUAGAGGUAAACUAAAAAUCCAUGGACCCUAAAAUGAUGCAACCUGGCCCCCAAAUACCUGACUUUUCAUUUGGUGUAGUGGAUACAUGUAUAUACAAUCUAUUUAUGUGUAAGCACCAUUUUGGAGGAGGGGAAGGCAAGCUUUAGGUAAGUAUAUAUUCUAAUCCAGAACUCAAAAUUUAAACUCUCCACCAGCCAUUGGCUAGUGUGCUUUGCACCCUCCAGACUUGCAGUGGCGAGUACCUUUUAAGGCCUAGCUAGUAGCAUAGAACCUGAAAUUUAAGGUCCUGUGUUAAUCUGUACAUUUGCUCACAUUUGCUAGCACAAUCUAUAGAUUAAAGUUAUACCUACCUGAAGGUAACCUGAUCAUAUAUAUUGUUUUUGUAGAUAGAAGGUUCUCUUUAGAAAGUAUAGUAACAUUAUGUUUAGAUUUAAAUAUGCAAAAUGCACGUUUGUAGUGUUUACAUUUAAAGUGAAUAUACAUGUUGUUUUUUUAUUAUUAAAAUUUUAUAUCGGUAUUCCUUCCAGAAUUAGUUUUUUUUUAAAUAUUAUUGUCCUGUGCUCUUUAUUCCUUUUUACUUCUAUUUUUCACUGUUUCUGUCCCUUCUUGCCCUUUCUCUUCUAUAAACACAUCUGUCUCCAUCUUCGAAGGCUUGCUUCAAUAUCUUUUUUAAUGCAUUCCAUAUCGAUUGUAAUUGCCUCUUUAAUUGGCAUGCUAUUUUGCUGCCUCUUAUUUACAGUGCUGCUUUCUUAAACCUAAAUCUUUUUUCCAUGUUUUAUAUUCUUUUGCACUAAGCAACUCAUUAGUGAAUUACUUGUGAUGUCUCUUGUUUUCCUUGCAGAGGAUCCAUGCAUGGCACUACAACCAAAAAAGAAACGUCGCCGCCUGCCUCCAGUUACCAAAGGGGUAUGGCGCCCAAUGAUGGGUCCAGAGCUUUCUCAGCCAACUUUUCCAAACACCAGUCAUCUUGAACAGUACCUUAAUGAAUCACUUCAACAAUGGUUCCGCGUAGAAUUCUUGAUGGAUUAUGAUUGUGUAGGCAAUCAGCUUCACUGCAUGAUGUGUGCUAGUGUCUUGCCCAGUCUUAACCUUGCUGAUAUCAAGCGUCACAUCUUGGAUACACACCCAACAUCUCUCCAGUUAAGCCCCACACAAAAAAGUGUCAUUCUGGAGGCUUGGUCAAAUCGUGGACUGAACCAAGAAGAAGAGGGAGAAGAUGAAAUGGAGGAGGAGGAGGACGACGACGAUGAUGAUGAAGAAGAAGCUAUUCUAAACAGUGAGAUGAAAGAGAACCAAUCAUUGCUCAAUUUAGACGUUGACCCGGAGCUAGACAAAGUAGUACCAGAACGCCAUAUCGAUAAGUUUGAGGGUAUAGGAGAGAAAAAUGAUAAGACUGAGAAAAUUAAACCGACCUCAAGAGAGAGAUUGAUCUUGGAUGAUGAAAAUCUAGAGCCUAGAAAGACUCAGAAACCAGAGAGUAGAAUGCUGUUGGAAAAGGAGAGUGUUGAGGCCCAGAGAACCGAGGAAGAAAACCAGAAGUUACAAGAUUCUAAAAAAAUAGAAGAUGAGAAGAUCACAAGACGAGAGGUUGAAAAGUGGAAGGCAAGUGAAAUCCAGGUGCCAAAGAAAGAAGAACAAGUAAAAAAGAUUCUUAAAUUGGUGGAGGUGGAAGAGAAGCUAAAACUGGUAACUCGGAAAUUGGAGGCGGAAAGAAAGGCAGCCCAAAAACUCGAGGAAGAAGAAAAGUUGAGAAAGAGGGAGAGUCAGAAAUUGGAGGAGGAAGAAAAACUGAAAAAAAUAAGGGACCAGAAACUAAAAAAUAAAGAAAAUAUUGUGAAGAUAGAGGAGGAGCAGCAGGAGAUAGACCAGAGAGUGGAAGAGGAAAGGCAAAAAUCAGAGUCACAAAUGUUGGAGGCAAAGAAUCAAAAGGGUGUAGAAGGUCUGCAACCAAGAAGGAGCUUAGAAUUCCAGAAUUCUGUAGAGCAAGAUAAGAAACCAGAUGUGGACACAGAGAAGACUCAUUCAGUACACGCGCAUUCAACACCAUCAAUGUCCCCGGGAAUGCUGGGAAUUGGACUUCCUGUGUUAAAAAGUGAGUGAUAUUGAAAAUACUGUGAAGAAGGGGUGGUGGGAGGGAGAUAUAAUCGGCUUUACUCCAAGCAUCAUAUCCAAUACAGCCAGCCAGGAGUGCCCUGGUGCCCUUUCGGUAAUGGGGAAAACCACUUUGCAACGGUGUGCCCCAUUACCUGCGUUCUUCUGAGAACACAGUGUACUCUCCUCCUGGCUGUGCCAUCCUGUUGUGCAGAAACCUGAUUCCAAUCCUGCCGGCUAUUCAUUAACUGACAGAGAGUCAGCUGACAGCUUUCAACUAAUUAAUGCAUCACCGUGCAUUGAAAUAGGCACAGAAUUGACAUUAACCAACCCCAAAAACCAUUUAUAGUGCAAUGUAUUGGUUAUUGUGUUAGCACUGCCCUGGUGCUCUCCCUCCAAUGUAAGUAGACAAAACACUUGGCACUUACAUGACAGAGUUUAGCUCAAGAUAGCCAACAGUAGCUUCGUGCAGGUACUUGUAGAGGAUGUGACCAGCAUCUGGUUGUCAGAUCCCUGCUAAGCUGUCAAACCAUUAGCAAAACAGUUUGAUUACAUAAAUUGAGGGCCACGCCAGGCAGUUCUGGAACCAUACAGCAUACGAUAGUGGUGAUGGUGCUUGGUGUCUUUCCUUAUCAUUUGUGAACAAAGUCAAAGGAAGCAUUAAGUCUAAAGUUUGUCAAGAUAAAGAGAGAUAUUUAAGAUUUCCAUGACAUGCUAAUAAACUAUAUCCCCUUCUUUCUCUCUCCCUUUAAUUUUUCAGUGGAAUCUCCAACACCUAUACUUAUCACCCGUGUCUCUCCUCUCUCAUCCGCUCUCGUCCUUCCUGCAAAACCCUCCUCUUCUCUUUCCAUUUCGUCUCCUGAUCUCUUGAAAUCUUGGAGAGUUAUAGCUCCCAAGCUCUCUCCAGGAGAAAUCAGCCCUCCUAAGCAAGCCCCUGCAAACAAUGAUCCUUCCAGCUGGAACCCAAAGAUUGCCACUACCACUAGCGAUGCCUGCUGGCCUUCUGGUGUUGAUCCUAUGCUGUGGGAAGUGAGCCUUUGGCGGGGAAACCCUGCAAAUCGGAACCAGUGCUCCUCUUAUCAGCUACGUUGGCGCUCGGAUUAUUUGAUGGACUACAAUGGACUCCGGGGAAGUGUUGUUUGCAUGUAUUGCUGCUCCUCCCUCACUGUUUUAAAAGAGAGCAGCAUCAAACGGCACAUUAUACAAAAGCACCCACAGACUGGAAACUAUACCACGGAGGAGAGAGCCGCUGUCAUCCAUGAUUGGGAGACCAAAGUGGCUGAAGUGAGGCAGAUGGUGGCAGAGCAGUGCAAGGAUGGAGUUGCUAGAAAAGGCGGUAAGAAAUGAAGAGUGGUGCCUCUACUGGCCCCCCAAGCUUCUGGUGAUCAUUGUCACUCUGUUUAGUUUAAUAGGGUUUGUUUAAGGGGUUGGAGCAUUCUACAGGGAUAUUCUCUGGUAUCCAUGGUUACUGCUUUGCUUUUGCAACAUUGCUCCAGAAUUCUUCUUUAUACAUCCUAUUUGUCCUAAAAUUCUUGUGACAUAAUGUCAGUUUUAAUGUGACAUGGUGAAAUCUCUAUCCUCUACUACCAAGCUGCCAACUAAUAGCAAUUAAAAGAAUAGACAACACCAAAACCAAUACAUCUUGAUACAAUAAAUCUGUUUCCCGGUUCUGAGUCACAUUUGUUUUUUUAACAGCUGGGGAUGGCCUGGCACCUAGCGACUAUUGAUAUUGUGGAAGUUCACUUCUGAAUUGGCAAUAUACACUUUUUCCUUAUUUUAAAGCAAUUCGUUGGCUGAACAUGUCAGCAGGUGCAAAUAAAGAUCACUACAUUGUUUCUGAAAAGGCAGUGUUUACAUUGAGACGCCUGCAGGGAUAUGCUAUUGACACCAUAAUCACUACAUUAAGCUGUAGUGGUUCUGGUCACUAUAGUGUCCCUUUAAGUAAGAACUCCCAAUAACUUUAAUAUAGAAUUUUUUUUCUUGCAUGGUCCAAAUUAAAUGGUGUCCAUAAUUUGGCAUACAGGCAACAUGAUUUUUUUUUUUUUUUUUUUUAAUAUAAAAAAAAAAAAAUUUGCAUUUUAUUAACAUUACACACUCAACAUUGAUUUCUGUGCCUUUUUUCACUUUAAUACAGUUUUAAUUAGACUAUUUUUUUCUGCUUUGUUCUCUUCUCUAUAUUUCUUUCUGUAUACUUUUAUUCCUUUUCUCAGUUAGCAUGCACCCACAAUAAAUUUUGAGAUGCUCAUAUGGUCAUUCACAAACAUUCAGGAAUAGGAAUUACAGAUUUAUUUAUUUUUUAGCAAAUUACACAUUUUAAAAUGGCUUAAUUGAUGGGGGGAGGACUCUGCUUUAAUCACAGCUUGACUAAAUUAGGCAACUCCGUUUUCAUUUCACUACACCUUUCAUCCUUCUGUUAUCUUAACGUUGUUGUUUGUGACUUUCUUCCAAUACAGAUAUACUUUUGGAUGUUACAAAACCACCAGAGAUGUACUCUGCUGUAGAUGAGGAGAGUAGCUGGUCAGGUAUGGUGCCCACAGAUGGCCGGGGAUCCUCCUGGGAGUUUGCCUUUGGAAGAGUGCAGGGUAAAACAAAAGACCCUCGCAGGUACGAGCAUGAUCGCUGGAAACUAGAAUUCCUCAUGGACUACACUCCAGAAAAGGAUGGCCUGAUCUGUAUGGUAUGUGGAGCAACUCUUCUGAACCCAAAAAUCAGCACAGUGAAAAUGCACAUCCAGCAAAAGCACCCAGAUACCACCUAUUUAAGUGACCAGGAGAAGGCUGUAGUCAUGGAAGAGUGGGAGCAAAAAUUGGCUGUUGGGAAAAGAGCAUCAACCCAGCAAGAUGGCGGGGAUGAGAUCUGCUUUGAAAUAAAUGGUAAGAAAUUGUGUGUGUAAAAGUAAAAACACACACAGUAAAGGGGACUUGUUAUCAAUAUGUUAUGCUGUGUCAUAGUCUGUUUCUCCAGAGUUGAUCCACCUGACAUAGCUGUCAAUGCAGGUUGCCUUGACCUUGGCUGGGGCUUAGAUAGUGUGGGAUCUACCCAAGUAAAAUUUCCUUCCAACCAACCAAACCAAACCGUUACUUUGUAACAGGUUUCCUCCAGAGAAGCACAUGUAGUUUUAGUUAAAAGUCCUCAAGUCUUGGGCGAUCGUGCCCAAAGGUGGAGGGUCACUAAAUUUAACAUUGAUCAUAUAUGCAGAAUUUGUGAAAAACCCUGGGCUUUGAAAGCUAAUCUUCUAAAAUAUUCAACCAAUGUGUUUUGUUUUUCUGGUAAGUGCUUAAGUGUUUUAUGUGUGAAGAGUGUGUCGUUUUUUGUUUUUUUCAUUUUUUUAUAACGUGAUCAUCUCUCUCGUCAAUCUGAGUUAUGUGAAUACACUAGACUUAAAAAUGUUGGAAGGUUAUCGUUCUCUUAUUAAUUGCUUUUUCUUUUCUCCAUAUAGAAGAAUCAUCCACUUCUGAUGCCAGUGGAUCCAAUGCUGAGAACUGCACUGGCCGCCCCGAGGUCAUCAAACCAUCUUCAUCCAAAUCGUCUAACAUUGUUGCCUCUCUGCCCCCUCCUUGCAAUAGUGCCAGGCGGAACUACCAGGUCCGUUGGCGCACAGAGUUUAUGAUGGACUAUGAUUGCCGCCGUCAAGGGUUGAUCUGUAUGGUUUGUGGGGGUACUCUAGCCACCCUUAAGGUCAGUACUAUUAAGCGCCACAUAGUCCAGGUGCAUCCUUACUCUGUGGACUUUACACCCGAGGAGAGACAACGAAUUCUGGAGGCCUACAGUGAAAUGGCACUGCAUUACAUCCACUCAGAGGAGUGCUUCAAACAACCACCAAUAGAGGAGACUAAGGGCCGCAAAAAAAAAGGGGAAAAAGCCUAAAAGUUUUUAAAUGUCUCUGGAUACAUGCAGACAAGUACUGACUAGACCCAACUAUGUUUUAGUGGGUUGCUCAAUGUAAUUUACAAUCCAGAAAGAAAAGGACACCCUUUUAUCCGUAAUUUUCGAAGACUUUAUCUCCAUUCCAGAAACCGAAAUAUCCAGAGUUGCUAUGUGGCUUAGCAUCUUCUAUUUGCAGACCAUCUUGUAGUCUCUCACGCUGACAGAUCUCCUAACCCUCCUGUAGCCACUUCUAGGACCCUAAAUAUCGUGAACAUUCUUCUGGUAGGGUGAUAUAUUAGUAUACUGUUUGACACAAGUUUGGCAACAUCGACCAGGCCAUAAAUGUGAAGUAUUUUCACUUUUUUUUUUUUCCAGUGACAUCCCUCCUGUUUCACAUGUUUAGAACAACAUUCUGUGUGAUAAUUGCUGAAAGUCUCUCUCUCCUUUUUAUCUUUUUAUUUCAUCUAGUUUUAGCCCCACUAUGUUUUUUUGUUUUUGUUUUUGUUUUUAUUAUGUAAAUUCACAGCAAAAUAUUUUGUCAUUACUUUUCAACUUUGUCAGCUCCUAUGUUGCAAGAUUUGUAGGGUGUUCCUGUGUAAACAAGUGGGACUUAUGGGUGUGAUCAGAGAUGACAUUUGAGAAUUUGAACCCUUUUGAAAGGGUGGUAUGUUCUCUUGUAAAUCACAGUCUCCCUCUAUAAACCGUUCAAUUUCCAUAUAGACCUAUUUGUGUGUAACUAUUCAUAUUGGUCCUAUAAUAAUGAGGUGCAUCUAUGAAUUAAUGAAAUGGUAGAAAUGGAUUUGUUCAGAUAAAUCAAAGUAUGACUUUAGAAUUCUCACAUAUUUAUAUCCAUUUAAAAAGGAAUAAUAAUUGCUGUAUUCUACAAAUGGCCUGUGUUCUGCACAUUGGACUUCCAUUGGCUUAAAGACGUGUCCCAUUAUCAAUUCCUAAUCAUUUUUUUUGGAAAUCUGUUUUGGACUUGUUUUAUUUCUUAUGGUUUUUUUUCCCACCUUCUUUUUUUCCCUUCUUUCCUGGGGCUGAAACAAAAUAAACUUUGAAAUGGAAAAAAUUAAGAGGAA